UCCCACACGUAGGCUUACUUUGACAUAAUCGUGCAGUUGUAGCUGAACAAGUGUACUCUACUUGCUUUUACGUGAUUACUUUUUAAGACUAAAGGAAAAGAGGACUGGAUUUGCGGGAGUAAUCUUUGUGCAGAGUGUAGAAUAGGGAGCCUCUCUAGUAGGGCCCAGAAAAAUAAAAAACAUGGAUGUGAUCAUGGCUGGGCAUGCUCAGCAGCUUAUAUCAACAGUCAGUGGGAAUUAGGGAAUCUGGAAACAUCAAAGCUGGAUUAGAACAUCUGUCUCUUGCAGAACAGGCCAAAGCUAGAUUACAGUUGGUUCUUGAAGCAGCUGCAAAAGCAGAUGAAGCAUUGAAGGCUAAAGAAAGAAGUGAAGAAGAAGCAAAGAAGAGAAAGGAAGAAGGUAAUGUAAUUUUUCUUUAUCAACAAGAUGAAGUUUUUAUUAAACUGGCAAUAAUAAUUCCAUAAGGAAACAGGUUCCUUCGGGAUUCUCAUUUUUUCUGGAGGAUUGGACCACAUCUUAAUAGAGUGCAUGUCAUGGACAACCAUCUUCCAAUUCUCAGUAACACACACCAUCACCCAUUCACAACUCCACAAUAUUCCUGUGGCAACUACAACAAUCACAGGCAAUUACUUAAUGAUUUUUAAGCUGGCUUUAAAGCAACAUGGUAUCGGAUAACAAAUAGAAGAACUAAUACAUUGUGAUCAGCCAGCUAUGUGAGGCAAAGACCACAGUUAGAGAAAUUAUUGCAGUCAAUUAACAUAAAGGAAUAACAUUGUUUUUCUCAGACUGUAUAGUAUGACUGUGUAUGUGUGUAGGCCUGCUCUUCACUGUCAGUUUCUGGGGCCAGGCCUCUUCGCUGUCAGACCCUGGAAUGACAGUCAGUGCAGGGUGAAAUUUGCUGUCUUUAGCGCUCAAACGCUCAGACAAUGUAGAGCAGUGGCCAGUUGAAGGACCCAGGUCCGUAGGCAGGGAAGGACACCAGGCAGUCUAGGUAGUUCCUGAUUUAAAGGGGAAGGAGGGGCAGGGAAGAACUGUCACCCCGGGAAAGGUAUGGUAGAGCAGAUGCAGACCUACUCAAAUUCACCACAACCCAGCACAAGACUAGCUGCAAAACUGACUGCCACUGGAUAAGUGGAGACUCUCCCACAACAUGCUGACCGUGUGUCUCCAGUAGACCCCCAGUCUGGUACCCCUGAGCUGCUUCCUAUAAUCCACCCUGGAUGUACCUUCCAUGGGUCAUCUUCCAUCUCCCCAGGGUACACUGUGAUCCGCAGUCCCAGCAACUCCUCAGCAUAUGGUAUGUCUGGCCAUAUGGGUUACUCAGGGACCUAUUUGGGACUUCCAAAGUCUUCUGUGGGCUUCUGAGUCUGUAGCAGGGAGAAUACGUCUAUCGUUAUUGGCUAUGGGAUGAAUUUUUUAUAUUUCCUGUUCAUGUUCCAUCCCUCUACUUCCAACAGGGAGAGCAUGGUCUUCCAUGUUCAGCUCACCAGAAAACAUCUGGCCACCCUAAGUGUCAAUCUCUGAAGGUGGUUACACCUCUUUGCUACAGAUUAACAUAAAAUGUCCAGUUAAUCCAGUUUACUUGUACAAUGACUCUGUACUAUGUCAUCAUGGUAAUUCCUCCCACUCAGUGGUAAUUCUGUGCACUGAAAAUAUAGAUGAUGAAGGCUUUUAUCCAUUGCACUUCCAGAGGUAGAUUUUCAGUAGGAAUUCUGUACAAGGUUUGCAGGAUCAGCUUCAAAACCAAUGUACUUGAAUUGUUUCUCUUUGUAUUACUUGGUGAUGCAUCUUCAAGUUCUGUGACAAAGCCAGCCUUAACUUAUAUAAAGGAACUUUAAGUGGUCUUCCACACUUCAGCUGUGAUAGCAUAUCCCCAUUUCUCAGAGAAAAUUAGUAGCAAAAAGCUGUC
Molecule: messenger RNA, 1909 nt
Organism: Pelodiscus sinensis (Chinese soft-shelled turtle)
Lineage: Eukaryota; Metazoa; Chordata; Testudines; Trionychidae
Source: RefSeq, a predicted model, not a curated record